CCUUGGGGAGAAAACCCAAGCAUCCAGGAGGGGCCUCUUGAGGAUGCAACCUACGUGCAGUUCCAGCCUCCCCCAGCCCCCUGCUGCCUUGAGGGGAGUGGGUCCCCCAUGGAGGACCCUGAGCUCUGUGCCCAGCCCUGGUAUGCAGGAAGCUGUGACCGGCAAACAGCUGAGACUGCCCUGCUCUAUGCCAAUAAGGAUGGUGCCUACCUUGUGCGGCGCUCUGGGCGUGGCGGUCCCCAGCCCUACACCUUGGCUGUACUCCUGGGUGCCCGUGUCUACAACAUCCCUGUGCGCUUGAUUCCAGGGCCCCGGCCCUUUGCCUUGGGUCGCACCAACGCCUGCCCAGAGGUGGGUGCCCAGCUGGGAUGUGCCCAGUGCCAAGGGCUCUUUCCCAGUGUGCCCAGUAUGGUCUGGCACUACAUGCAGCACCCCCUCGUGCUGGUGGAUGGUACCACUUGCGCCCGCCAGCACACCCGCCUGCUCUACCCUGUGAAGCCCUGAGUGCCUGGUGGGGAGGGGGCACCCAGUGCCACCCCAGCCCCUUCCCCUUCCCUGCCAGCCUCAGCCCUGCAGCUGUGACCAGUGUCAGGGUAGAGCAACAAUGGCAGGCCUCAGGCUGGGAGGCAGUCUGGGAGCCCUCCCUCCUCCCCCACCCCCAGCUGAUGCCAAGCCAGCCAGGACACCUGCAUCCUUGCUGUACCCACUUCCUCCUUGUCCCCAGCUGGGGGGUCACAAUAAACAGUGU
Messenger RNA from Alligator sinensis (Chinese alligator), 748 nucleotides. Its product is annotated as SH2 domain-containing protein 6. Gene Ontology annotation, cellular component: cytoplasm. Gene Ontology annotation, biological process: cell surface receptor protein tyrosine kinase signaling pathway; intracellular signal transduction. Lineage: Eukaryota; Metazoa; Chordata; Crocodylia; Alligatoridae. The record is from RefSeq and is a predicted model, not a curated record. Bases 109 to 504 code for a protein of 131 amino acids. The transcript has 6 exons.